CCCCCCCCCCCCCCCCAAAAAAAAAAAAACCAACAAAUAACAUCUCUUCCAAGAAUUACACUCCAUCAUAACCCUCUCCAUUAAACCUUUAACGUAUCAUAAGGUCGAGACGACACGUUAAAAAAAUGGGGUGCCGUCUCUUCACAUGUUUCAGUAAAGGCUCUUCUUCGAAAAAUAACAGCUCUAAAAAUAACGACAGUGCAACGUCAGACUUAACGUUAGAGGAACAAAAACGCUGUGGGCCAGUAGUUGUAGAGUUAUUCUCAUCACAGGGUUGCGCCACGUCACCUGAAGCUGAGCUAUUGUUUUCAAGAAUUGGGAGAGGUGAUUUUAAUCUUGAAAUGCCUGUGAUAUUGUUGGCGUAUCAUGUGGAUUAUUGGGAUUAUAUGGGAUGGAAAGAUCCUUUUGGGUCGAGUUUAUGGACUGUUAAACAAAAGGCUUAUGUUGAAGCUUUAAAUCUUGAUACUAUGUUUACACCUCAAGUUGUUGUUCAAGGACGUGCCCAAUGUGUUGCCAAUGAAAAAGACACUUUGUUCUCUUGUAUUAAUUCAGCUCCCAGAUUUGCUGCUCCAUCCUUCCAGGCGACAUUCGAGAGGCCAACAGCAGAGUCCUUGCAAGUAUCUCUAGUAGGAUCUCUGAGGAGUAAGGUGGAAAACAAUGGCGCGAACAUCAUGAUAGCUCUGUACGAAUGUGGUUUGGUGACUGAUAUAACUACUGGAGAGAACAAAGGAAAAAUGCUUGCAAAUGACUAUGUUGUUAGGAAACUAGAGAAGCUCUGUUCUGUAAAGGAUGUUACUGCAAAGAAGACAAUAUCUGGAACUGUCAACUUCUCUCUUUGGGAUGGCUUCAAUAGCAGCAAAUGUGGCGUAGCGCUCUUUGUGGAAACUGGCUCUCAUCAAAUUUGUGGAUCACAGAACUUUAAGUUGCCGGAAAAUCUCUGAAUUCUUUGAUGAUAUCACGGAUUGAAAAUUCUUGAUGAUUAUAUGGCUGGUUGUAGCUUGGAUUGCCUGUAGUGUACGUGCGUUUCGGAUAAAAAUUCUGCGACAACAUUUCAAAUACCAAUUUGUUCCUGGUUGUGUGAGACUGUCGAUAUUAGCUUCUUCAUCCUUUUUUUUUUUUUUUGAAAAAAAAAGAAUCCCUUUUUUUUUUUUCGAUUUGACGUAGUUAUUAUUUCCUUGUACUACUAUGUACUAAUUGGAUUAUUAGAAAAUGCGGCUAGAGAUAUUUUAGUGCAAUUGGUUUUCUUAGCUUCUUUUUUCUCUUUGAGGUGCUUGUAAACGCUAAUGAGAUAAAGCUAAUCUGAUAUACACUUAUCCUUA
Molecule: messenger RNA, 1319 nt
Organism: Lycium barbarum (goji berry)
Lineage: Eukaryota; Viridiplantae; Streptophyta; Magnoliopsida; Solanales; Solanaceae
Exons: 2
Coding region: 126-941 (271 amino acids)
Source: RefSeq, a predicted model, not a curated record